UUUGCCUUUUUUGUCUGUUAAUUAUUGGUGUUACUGCUAACCGACCAACAGCGGUUAUUUUGUUACAUGUACUCCGGUUUCGGCUUACCGGAUGAGACAAGUGCGCAAAGUAUAACCAAAAGACAGUAGACACAUUCAGGAAGGACCUUCCAAUCGACUGCCUGAAGUGCGAUUGAGCAAACAAACAAGUUCCCACUUGGCAGCGCCAAGUGUCUGACACCGAUGAUUCUUUACAACAACGUACUAUUGAAUUUUUUGCACUCAAAUUCUAGCAUAUUUCUAUAAUUUGCCAAUUUUUAAACUAUGAACAGCGUCAAGGGCAUAAGAGACGCGUGUGUAGUUAAAAUCCAACGCGGCACAGCAGGUAAAAGGUUAAUGCGAAGAGAGUACAUCCCUGCGCUUGCCCUCACAUUUGCCGCGCUAUGCUGUUUGCUCCUGAUAAGCACAUGCCAUCAGGGCGCGUUUUUCGGCCAGCAGGAUGGCACGGACGCGAUAGAGCCAGACAUGCUUAUCCACAGUAACAAGCUCCACGCAAAUGCGGCAGGAUCGGGUCAAGCACAGUGUGGUAAUAUUGCUGCCGAUUGCGAAUACAUUGACGACAGUGGGAACGACUAUCAUCAACAGAACAACGACCUGAAUUCGUCACGAAACGCAAACUCGACGGACAACAGAACCAACUACAUUGAGGUUAUAGACAGAAACUACAGCCCAAAGUCCGACGCCAUGCCGUCGUGGCUGCCAAAAAACUCCAACUGCAAGGUCUUGGACAACAGCAACCUAGUACGGAUGUCCAACGAGUCGCGGAUUAUCUUGGCGAAUAACAGAGACGUUGCGCUGCACACGCUUGAGCCCGACCAGGACUCGCUGCUGAUACUCACCCCGGUUAAGAACAACGCCGAGCAUUUGGCGCGCUAUUUUGCACUUGUUGACAAGAUCAACUACCCACGCGACAAGAUAUCUAUAGCAUUCCUUGUCUCCGACUCGACCGACCGGACGCAGCAAAUGCUCAUAGAGUCGCGCCAGUGGUACCAGGAAAAGGCGCCUAUCGAGAUGCGGUUCAAGCGGUUUGACAUUUACCGACAGGAUUUCUUCUACGCGCUGCCUCGGAACCAGCGGCACUUGCGCGAGAAGCAGCGCGAACGGCGGAUCAUGAUGGCCCGGGCGCGCAAUUACCUGUGGACUCGCGCGCUUAUGAACGAGCAGUGGGUGCUGUGGAUUGACGGAGACCUGGAUUACUACCCGCCCAACAUUGUGCGCGACCUGAUGGCAUACAACAAGGAUGUUAUUGUGCCCAAUUGCCUUGUCCGCCGCAAGAACAACAACCGCUGGAAGCACAGCGUGUAUGACCGCAACGCGUGGCAAGAGACGCCCAAGAGCCUGGCGAUGAUCAAGACGCUUAAGGAUAACGAUUUUUUGGUCGAGGGCUACAAGACGCUUAAGACCUACCGCAAGUAUCUGGACAACUUUACAAAGAAUCAAACUGUUGUUCCAUUGGAUGGUGUUGGCGGAACAUUCACGUUGGUCAAGGCACACGUUCAUCGCUCGGGGGUCGGCUUUCCCGCUUGGCUGUUUCAACACCAGGUCGAAACCGAGGGAUUUGCCAAGCUCGCCAAGGCGCAUGGGUAUGGCGUGUUUGGCCUGCCGUAUUACUACAUCCGCCAUGUGGUUGGAUAAAACCAAAACCGAGUGUGAAG
This is a messenger RNA of Kickxella alabastrina, 1694 nucleotides long. RefSeq names its product Anp1-domain-containing protein. Lineage: Eukaryota; Fungi; Kickxellomycota; Kickxellomycetes; Kickxellales; Kickxellaceae. The record is from RefSeq and is a predicted model, not a curated record. The transcript is spliced from 2 exons. Gene Ontology annotation, molecular function: alpha-1,6-mannosyltransferase activity. Bases 304 to 1674 code for a protein of 456 amino acids. Gene Ontology annotation, biological process: protein N-linked glycosylation; cell wall mannoprotein biosynthetic process. Gene Ontology annotation, cellular component: mannan polymerase complex.